Molecule: messenger RNA, 2111 nt
Organism: Pocillopora verrucosa
Lineage: Eukaryota; Metazoa; Cnidaria; Anthozoa; Scleractinia; Pocilloporidae
Molecular function (GO): protein binding
Source: RefSeq, a predicted model, not a curated record
GUCACGCGGAGCUUCGUUUAUGUUUUAUCGGCAGCACUCUGAUAUGGAAAUUACGUCUUCGCUUUUCAUUUGACAAGCUCAAAUAACAGCAAGAUUUCUUCACAAACAACAGAAAUCGAAAAAACACCGAUGAAAUCGUCUCGAGUCGAUAGUCCUUACACCGCAAAAGAUCCAUCACACGGAUUUUUCCUUUGGAGUGGUCUAACUUGGAUGCAGAAGGAAGAGAGAUUUUGCGACGUCACUCUUAAAAUUGGUAAAGAUCGAAAGUUACGAGCCCAUCGUGCUGUCUUAGCGCUAUCAAGCAAGUACUUCGAAGCGCUUUUCGGAGCGAAUUGGGUCGAAGGAAAAUCAAACGAAGUCGAACUUCUUGAUUUCGACGAAGACGCCAUAACGAGUUUGGUUCGAUUUGUGUACUCAGGAACUGUCGACAUUACCACCGACAAUGUUCAAUACAUUCUGGAAGUCGCGAAUUAUCUUGGAAUCGAGUUCGUGCAAAAAGAAUGCAUACGCUUCUUGGAAGAAAAUCUCAAUAAGAACAACUGUCUGAACGCUCUUCAAAUCGCAGACACGUUUGCCUUCGAGUAUUUGAGGGAAGAGGCGAAAUUGGUCGCCGUACGCUAUUUCACAGAAAUUUGCAUGACGCAAGAUUUUAUUCAUCUUCCACAUCAUUUAUUGACGGAGUUACUGAGAGAAGAGAGCAUCUGUGUAGUUGUUGAUAAUUUGAUUCCUCGCGCCGAUAAGAGAGAGAGCGUUGUUUUACAAGCUGUGUUUCGAUACGUGCAGUAUGAUCUUGGUAAACGAGCAGAUUUAUUACCGAAACUUUUGGCCCUCGUGAGGCUUCCAACUCUAUCAAAGGAGCAUCUCCAAGAGGUCUUAAAGCACAGCUUAAUUAUUGGCUGCCGUUGCGAAGCGAUCGUUGAAAAAGCAAUGACGGUGAAAUCGAAUGAAACUGGAGAUGGUUCGACCGAUUCAAACUGGGCCAAAAGAAGGGAUUUCGCCAAGUGCGUAGUCACAUGGGGUCGAACCUUUGUAGGAACCCAACAAAUUCCAUCGAAAAAAAAAUUCAUAACCGGUCGAUAUUUUCUUGAGGACUCGAUUGAUGGUGUCAAUGAUGAAGGCGUCUACAUUACAGGAAUAACCGUUUGGAGGAACUUUCCAACAGAAGAGCCGCGAUCUAUUUGUGGAUUAGAGGUCUUUUACAGCAAUAACUCGAGGUGGUUGUACGGCGUCAAGUCAGGACAAAAACAAAACGAAAUCUUUCUCAAAGAAAAUGAAAAGAUUGUAAAGGUGGAAGUUCAGAGCGGAACGCUGAUUAACAGCCUGGCGUUUUAUACAAAUAAGGAUUCUUAUGGUGGUUUGAAGUCUUAUCGUGGAUUUUGCCCCGAUUAUCAAGGUAGCUGUCAGGGUAGUCACGCGACCGUUCGAAGCCAGAGUCCGCCUGGAAUCUGUGGAUUCUUAGCUGGCGUUGCCGGCGAAACAUGCGAGUUCCAAGGACAGCCGUGUAUUACGAGGCUUCAAUUUGCAUGGAAGACAUUUGUUUGCAAUGACGUAGCGAUCACACCGCGGUUUGAGUAUUUUGAGCCGGGUAAGUGCGAAAUUGUGAACAGACCACUGAAACCGUGCCAGAAGCAAUGAUGGUGAUGUUGAAGUGAAAGUCGUCGCAAAGAUGAUGACAAUGACCAAGAUGGCGAGUGAAUGAUGUUGAUAAGGAUGACGAUGACAUUGAUAAUGUUGACGAAUACCGAUGACUAUAUCUUAGUUACUGCGCACCUACCCCUCCCAUAACCUAACAAUAGUCAACUGGUAGCGACUUAGGGUUAAUCUUGGCUCAGGGGAGGGGUAGGUGCGUAGUUGCUUGGAUACUUGCUUUGAUCCUGGAGACGAGAGAGAUGAAUGGAUGAUGAUAAUGAUGGUGAAGAUGACUGAGUGGUUGUUAUUGUAACGACAUUAAAAACGAAUCAUUAUGACGUUGAUAACCAAGAGGAUAAUUAUAAGCGGGUUGACUAUGGCGACGAUCUUCAGAAAGGAAAAAGGCGAUAUUUAUGACGACGACAAAGGCUAUCAUUAUCGUAGGCUGUGUACAACCGCCUUCUAUCUUCAAAAAAAAAAAA